CGUCAUGUAAGGAGGACCACCAGCCCAUCUCACCGGUAUCUUUGACCAGUCGGUAGCCAGCCUGGGGGAAGGCAGAAUACGCCAGAGAUGCAUCGCGAUGGUGAAAUGUGUAUCAGCCCGUCAUGCGGCCGUCCACUUGGCUGCGGCCGUCCAUCUGGCUGCGGGUUCCGCUUUCAACACCAUCCGUCAUCCGUCAUUCAAGACGACGACCAACGAACGGGAUCAACAGAUCAGCCAAGACGCCAUCAGCCCAAAGAUCCUUUUCCCCCAAGGCGAGGUCCCAUCACGCUACCCUUCUUUCCCUCUUUCCCCUCGCUGUGUACCAGUUAAUUUGCUCCCACCACCACCACUACACUGCCGCUCCCACUAUCACCACUACCGCUCCCACCACCACCACAAUCACCAUCACCAACUCUCUCUCUCACGCACACUCCUCUUCUCUCUUCUCCACCCACCGUCCCAAAGCCCAUUCCAGCCCCCGGCCCCAAACCCAGCCCAUCGCUCCCCGCUAACGCAUGCCGUCCGCCCUGUCCCCGUCCAAGGCCGCGCCCCAUUGGCCUCGCGGCGCAGCGCCACUGCUCGCCCUGUUUUUUCUUUUUUUUCCCUCUCGCACCCGCAGCGUCGCAUUGAGCCGAGUGGAGUCGUGUGGCCAAUCUCGCCGCGGGAGCCCAGAGUGGGGAGACAGAGAGAGCCCAGAGGAAACUAUCGGCGCUAUCGGGUGCGCGGGUUGUGCAGUAGUCCUCUCUUUCGUUCUCGGCGCCUCGCUAGGUGAGCUUCGAUGGACCAUUGAGCGAGCUAGCUCAGGAGACGUGCAGCGUUGGACUGCAUCCGGGCCUUUUGGGAAGGGCUCCAUUCCCACGGCCGGCCAUUCCGGGGACGUGUGGUCCGUCUCCGACUGGCAGCAUAGACUAUAGUACCAAGUACCGCUAUACUACUGUCACAAAUGAGCUAGAGUAGAUGCUGCAGCCAACAGUCUAUGUAACAGCCUAGUACAACACUUGG
Ilyonectria robusta is the source of this 1002-nucleotide messenger RNA. RefSeq lists its product as uncharacterized. The transcript has a single exon. The record is from RefSeq and is a predicted model, not a curated record. Bases 98 to 772 code for a protein of 224 amino acids. NCBI's taxonomy places the organism in Eukaryota, Fungi, Ascomycota, Sordariomycetes, Hypocreales, Nectriaceae.